This is a messenger RNA of Sphaerodactylus townsendi, 3074 nucleotides long. It is a transcript of the gene HDGFL3, whose product is annotated as HDGF like 3. Gene Ontology annotation, molecular function: double-stranded DNA binding; transcription coregulator activity. Lineage: Eukaryota; Metazoa; Chordata; Lepidosauria; Squamata; Sphaerodactylidae. Gene Ontology annotation, biological process: regulation of transcription by RNA polymerase II. Gene Ontology annotation, cellular component: nucleus. The record is from RefSeq and is a predicted model, not a curated record. The transcript is spliced from 6 exons. Bases 584 to 1195 code for a protein of 203 amino acids.
UCUUGCGGCAGCGAAUGCGAGAGGGGCGCGCGCCAAUGUAGCCAGCAGCGCGCGGCGGGAGGUGGCGGCUACAUUUCCCCCCUUUUUUGCAACAUUGUUGCCGAGCCAGAGGUUGGGGGAGGGGGAUCUGCCCCUCCCGCUGCAGCCCCCCUCCCUAAAAUAUACAAAAAAAUUAAAAAGCCCAGCCUUUUCCUCGCACAGGAAGCAGCUGGGUCCCUGGAUCUCGGGGGCUGGUGGCGGUGCUGAAUCCAGGGCCUUCCCCCCCCUCCCUCUGGGUUGCACAUCCACACUCACUCACGCACACGCACUCACUCACACACACACCGGCUCCCCUCUUCUUCUUCGCCACCAUCGCCUCCUCCUCCUCCCCCCGCCUCCCAGCCCGGGGCCCAUCUUCGCCUCCGGAACCGAUUGCAACCCGGGGAAGACAAGGGGGCGAUUGCUCCUCCGCCCUUUGCAAACCCACCCGCCCCCCGGCCCGGGGGUUUGGAGGCUGGGGAAGGAACGGGGCCGGGAGAAGGCCGGGGAGGGCGGGGGGCCGCUUGCGAAGGACUCGGAGACGGGAAGGGGAGGGCUGCGCCCGAUGGCUCGACCGAGGCCCCGCGAAUACAAAGCCGGAGACCUGGUUUUUGCCAAAAUGAAAGGCUACCCGCACUGGCCGGCCAGGAUCGACGAACUCCCUGAGGGAGCUGUGAAGCCACCAGCAAACAAGUAUCCUAUCUUCUUUUUUGGGACUCACGAAACCGCGUUCUUGGGGCCAAAAGACCUCUUCCCAUACAAAGAAUAUAAAGACAAGUUUGGGAAGUCAAACAAGCGAAAAGGAUUUAAUGAAGGCCUGUGGGAAAUAGAAAAUAACCCUGGUGUCAAGUUUACCGGAUACCAGGCAAUUCAGCAACAGAGCUCGUCAGAGACUGAGGGCGAAGGGGGGAAUACAGCGGAUGCCAGCAGUGAAGAGGAAGGGGACCGGGUGGAAGAGGACGGGAAAGGCAAACGGAAGAACGAAAAAGCGGGCUCAAAACGGAAAAAAUCCUACACUUCAAAGAAAUCUUCCAAGCAGUCACGGAAAUCUCCCGGUGAUGAAGAUGACAAGGACUGCAAAGAGGAAGAAAAUAAGAGCAGUUCGGAUGCCGGGGAGGCAGGCAACGACACGAGAAACACUUCUUCAGACUCGCAGAAAACUAGUGAAGGGACUUAACCAACAUAUUGACUGCUGCUUAUUAAGGGAAGACACAAGAUGAUUACAUGUUUGGUUGUCUAAUAUUCUUGGAUUUGAUAGAAGUCAGCACAUCUGUUCAUCAGCAGCAUCUGUUCGUUUGCACAUUUAUCCACAUUCCUACCCAUCCUGUUUGCCGAAAGCAAUUUCCGACUUCGUUGUGAUUUUCCCCACCCCCUGUGGGGAGGGGACCUCUUCUAUGAACUUCAUUUUAUUUAAUUGCAUAAAGAUGCCAUUUUCCAGCCCAGGAAAUGUGACGUGCAGCAAAAUUGCCAGCGUGCCCACAUUUAGAUGCCUUUUCCAACAAGACGGGGUCACGACUUCAAACCUCAGCCGCUGCAUCUGACCAAGCGGGGUCUGGCUCACGGGAAGCUUAUACCACAAUAAAUUUGUUAGUCCUUAAGGUGCCGCAAGACUCUUUGUUGUUCUGGCUCCAAAUUUUAAAUCAUUCUUGAUAUUUGUCUGCCUUUAUUCGAAAAGAACAAAAAAAAGCUAUAACACACUUGGAAAUAAGUACCCUCUCAUAAAGAGCCUCAAGAAUUCAAUCAACUGACAAACCGUGAUUUUAAAAAUAUAUCUUUUGGGGUUUUUUUUUUAAAUGUGUAAAGGCCAAUGGGCCUUCUGACAGCAUGGAUCCAGCCCCUGAAGCUAUUUUCUGUGACCCUUCUAAAUAGCAGCCCACAAGUGGUAAAACAAAACAAAAUACAACGGCUUGCCCUUUGGUUUCGUUUGUAGGGAAACGAGGGGAACUCAAGUUGUAAGAAAUGGAGACACUCCCUCCUCUCUCUUUCGAUUUUGUAUGCCACGUGUAAAUGUAGAUAUUUGUAUGUAAUGCUAUGCCUGAGAUUGAGCUCUGUGAAGCUGUUAAUACAAAAUAACACCCACUUUAUGAUGGCGUCCACCCAUUCAUGAGAGAGUCAAGUUUCAUGUGCAGCAGAAUUCUUUCUCUCCCGCCCUCUCUCUGUUUGGGGGUUAAAUUGCUCCCCUGCUUCCAACUAAGAAUACAAAAUACGGCCAUCUCCUCUUGAAGAUCUGAUAACAUCUACUCAAGUUGCGAUCCCUGAUCAAAACUCAACAAUGUAAGAAAAUACGUUUCCUUAUUAGAAAUACCUAGCUAGCUAUACUCUUUAAUACUUCUCAAAAUCAUGAUGUAGCGUAAGUUCUCUGACUUAGUUCCUAUAUGUGGAGUUAGUGAAAGUCUUUUGUGUUUCCUUAGAUAAGUACAAGUUUUUACAACACCAACACGAUUUGAGCUUGACACGGAAUUGGGGGGGGGGGGGUUGAGGAUGCCUUCAGGUUUGUUUGUUUUUUUAGCUUAUUGUGAUACGAAAGCCCUAUGGAAAACCAAACCAAAACACCCAUUUUUUUAAAAGAAAGGCUUAGUAAAGAAAAAAAAAUCCUCUCAUAAUUUUUGUUCUUUUUCUCCCCUUCUUUCAAAACUAGAUCUAGACUAGUAAGUAAGCAUUCCAAACUCCAUUAUUCUGUGUACAUUAUUGUUGCUAUUGUGAGAAUAGAGAAUUUUAUUUAUUUUUUAAUGCCAGCUUUUAUUGUGAAAACAUAUGGGUUUAGUCUGGUUUUAUCAACCCUUGUUAUGCUUGUCCUUGGACCAUAUUUCGCGUACUCAAGGUUUGUAGUUGAAAAGUUUACUGUACAAAAAAAAAACAAAAAAAACCCAAAAAAAGUAUUGUUUUUACAGAAUAAAUUUAUUGGAAUGUGUAUCGGGAGUAAGGUUUGAGGUUGUAAGCAGCUAAGUUAGCGUCGUAUUUGGCUUCAUACGUGUAACAAUGUGAGGUAUUCAUGUAACUUGAGUAUUAAAGCAAAGCAUUCUGUUAACACAGAGUUGGCUAUAAUAGAAAACAAA